This is a messenger RNA of Theobroma cacao (cacao), 4871 nucleotides long. RefSeq lists its product as uncharacterized. Gene Ontology annotation, molecular function: GTP binding; GTPase activity; translation initiation factor activity. The record is from RefSeq and is a predicted model, not a curated record. Gene Ontology annotation, biological process: translational initiation. Gene Ontology annotation, cellular component: cytoplasm; mitochondrion. NCBI's taxonomy places the organism in Eukaryota, Viridiplantae, Streptophyta, Magnoliopsida, Malvales, Malvaceae.
CACAUGAAACCCUAAGCAGAGGUUGGUUUAACUGAACAAAAAAUAUAAAAACCUCAACCCUAUCACAGAAACGUUCCUCAAGUAAUCCACUUUCAGUCUAUCUCUCACCGUCUGUAGCGGAAACUCUUGCAAUCGAAGCUAGCAAUCUCUUCUUCUAUCCAUCUCUUAGAAAGGGAAGUAGCAAAUUCCGGUGGGAAAGGGUACCAAGAAGGGUGGUACAAUGUUUGGAGGGUCGGCGUUCGAUGCGCUUGCUAAUGAUGAUGAUGGAGAGGUCGUUGAUGAUUCUCUAAAGGAAGAGGAUAACGUUGGGGAGGAGGAGGAGGAGGAGGAGAAUGAUAAACAUGCGCUCGCUAAAGCUUUGAGAGGGAAAAAGAAGAAGUCCAAGGGGGCAAAGAAGGGUGGAAGUUGGUUUACAGCGGCUGCACUUGAUGAGCUUGAUGACGACACGGGUGAGAAAGAUGAUGAGAAGAAAGAUGAGGAGGAAGAUACUCCUUCACUGUCUUUCUCGGGUAAGAAAAAGAAGUCGUCCAAGUCUUCUAAGAAGAGUGGUGGAAUGUUUGGAGGGUCUGCUUUUGAUGCAAUUGCUAAUGAAGAUGAUAAUGGGGAGAUGGUUGAGGAUGAGAGUAAGGUUGAGGAGGAGGAGGAGGAGGAGAAUGAUGAUCAUGCGCUCGCUAAAGCUUUGAGAGGGAAAAAGAAGAAGUCCAAGGGGGAAAAGAAGGGUGGAAUGUUUGGACGAUCUGCUUUUGAUUCAAUUGCUGAUGAAGAUGAUAAUGGGCAGAUGGUUGAGGAAGAGAGUAAGGUUGAGGAGGAGGAGGAUGUGCUUGCCAAAGCUUUUACAGGGAAAAAGAAGAAUUCCAGGGGGGGGAAGAAGGGUGGAAGUUGGUUUGCAGCAGCAGCACUUGAUGAGCUUGAUGAUGAAGCAGGUGAGAAAGAGGAUGAGAAGAAAGAUGAGGAAGAUGAUGUUCCUUCAUUUUUCUUCUCGGAUAAGAAAAAGAAGUCCGCAAGGUCUUCUAAGAAGAGUGGUAAUUCCUUUAGUGCAGCAUUGCUUGAUGAGGAAGAUGACGGAGAGGCUUCUGUAUCUGAACCUGCUGUUGUUGAUGAUUUCGACGAUGUUUCGGCGAUUGCAUUUUCAGGUAAGAAAAAAAAAUCAUCCAAGAAGAAGAGCAAUAGUGCUUUUGCAAUCUUGACUGAUGGGACAGAGCCACAAAGUGAAGUUACAGAUAUGGUUGAAUCUGAACAACCAAGUUUAGGAACUAGUAAUGUGGAAGCUGAUGAUUCUAAAACUAACAACAAGAGUGAAGGGAUUGCAGAAACUUCAAAGAAUAAGAAGAAGAAGAAGAAGAAUAAGAGUGGAAGGACUGCGCAAGAGGAGGAUGACUUGGAUAAAAUUCUUGCAGAACUUGGUGAGGGGCCUACUGUAUCGAAACCUGCCGCACCUCCUCCUGCAGAGGAAAAUGUUCAGGUUCUGCCUGAAACAGUUAUCCCUGCUGAUGCCACAGGUGAGAAGGAAGGUGAGGAAGAAGGUGUGGAGUCUGCUGCAGCAAAGAAGAAGAAAAAGAAGAAGGAAAAGGAAAAGGAAAAGAAGGCAGCAGCUGCUGCUGCUGCUACAGCUUCAGCAGAUGUUAAGGAAGAAAGUCAAGAGGAAAUGAAAAUUGAGACCUCUGAUACCAAAAAGAAAGAUGCUAAGAGUAAAGCUGCUGACAAGAAACUGCCAAAGCACGUUAGGGAGAUGCAAGAGGCACUUGCUAGGAGACAAGAAGCAGAAGAGAGGAAGAAAAGGGAAGAAGAGGAGAGGUUGAGGAAGGAAGAGGAAGAGCGACGUCGGCAAGAAGAGCUAGAGCGGCAAGCAGAAGAGGCUAGGCGUAGGAAAAAAGAAAGGGAAAAGGAGAAGCUCUUAAAGAAGAAGCAAGAAGGUAAACUAUUAACCGGGAAGCAAAAGGAAGAAGCCCGUCGCCUUGAGGCCAUGAGGAAUCAGAUAUUGGGCAAUAAAGGAGGCUUGCCUCUGCCUAGUGCAGACAAAGAUGGUGCACCUACAAAACGACCUAUAUAUCAAUCAAAGAGGUCUAAAACAGCUCAUCAUCACGCAAAUGGUGCUGCCUCUAGUAAGCCUGAGGAAAAGGUACAAGCAAAGGAAAAACAGCAAGAAGAGCAGGAGACCAAGGAUGAGGUGGAUACCCUGGAAGAUGAGAAGGUUGAUGAGGUGGAAUCAAAUAACACAGAAGAGAAAUCUGUAGUUGCAGAUGCUGCUGAAGAUAUUGGAAUGGAAGAGGAGGAUGAUGAUGAUGGUGAAUGGGAUGAAAAGAGCUGGGAUGAUGUUAAUCUUAAUGUUAAGGGUGCCUUUGAUGAUGAAGAGGCUGAUUUUGAGCCUAAGCAUGUGGUGCAGAAAGAUAUAAAGAGUGCUGCACCAGCUUCACGCAAUGCAGGUGGUGCCCCUCCUGCAGUUGCCAAGCCAACAGUUGAGACCAAGAAAGCCUCUGCUUACCGAUCAAUUAAAUCUCAAGAUGAUGAAAGUAAGAAACCUCAACCUGAGGUUGAAGCACCAGACAAAAAUAUGAAAAAAAAUACUGCUGCAAAAAAUAAAGCACCCAGAUCGGAUGCUCCUCCUAAACAGAGUGAAGAAAACCUCCGUUCCCCGAUUUGCUGUAUUAUGGGCCAUGUUGACACUGGUAAAACAAAGCUUCUGGAUUGCAUUCGAGGCACUAAUGUUCAGGAAGGUGAGGCUGGUGGCAUUACUCAACAGAUUGGCGCAACAUAUUUUCCUGCUGAGAACAUACGGGAGAGAACCAGGGAAUUGAAAGCUGAUGCCAAAUUGAAGGUUCCAGGCUUGUUGGUCAUUGAUACCCCUGGUCAUGAAUCUUUUACAAAUCUUCGGUCAAGGGGAUCAGGUUUAUGUGAUAUUGCCAUUUUGGUUGUUGACAUUAUGCAUGGAUUAGAGCCGCAGACGAUAGAAUCACUCAAUCUUUUGAAAAUGAGGAACACUGAGUUUAUCGUUGCAUUGAAUAAGGUGGACAGACUCUAUGGCUGGAAAGUUCUACGCAAUGCACCAAUUUUGAAGUCACUUAAGCAACAAUCUAAAGAUGUGCAAAAUGAAUUCAAUAUGAGACUUACACAUAUUGUAACUCAGUUCAAGGAGCAAGGACUGAAUACUGAAUUGUACUAUAAAAAUCGGGAAAUGGGUGAAACUUUCAGCAUUGUACCUACAAGUGCAAUCACUGGAGAAGGCAUCCCAGAUUUGUUAUUAUUACUGGUCCAAUGGGCGCAGAAAACAAUGGUUGAAAAACUUACAUUCAAUGAUGAAGUGCAGUGUACUGUCUUGGAGGUGAAGGUUAUUGAAGGCCUUGGGACAACUAUCGAUGUUGUGUUGGUGAAUGGUGUUCUUCAUGAAGGAGAUCAAAUUGUUGUUUCUGGCUUGCAGGGGCCUAUUGUUACCACUGUAAGAGCAUUAUUGACACCCCACCCAAUGAAGGAACUCCGAGUGAAGGGAACAUACAUGCAGCACAAGGAGAUCAAGGCAGCAAUGGGUAUCAAGAUCGCUGCACAGAACCUUGAGCAUGCUAUUGCCGGCACUGGUCUCUAUGUUGUAGGGCCUGAUGAUGAUUUGGAAGAUGUCAAAGAGGCAGUAAGGGAAGAUAUGCAGUCAGUCAUGAGUAGGAUUGACAAAAGUGGGGAAGGGGUUUAUGUACAAGCAUCCACCCUUGGCUCUUUGGAAGCAUUGCUGGAAUUUCUGAAAACUCCAGAAGUAAAUAUUCCUGUUAGUGGUAUAGGCAUAGGCCCUGUACACAAAAAAGAUGUAAUGAAGGCCAGUGUAAUGCUUGAGAAGAAAAACGAGUAUGCUACCAUAUUGGCUUUUGAUGUCAAGGUGACACCAGAGGCUCGAGAACUAGCAGAUGAACUGGGUGUGAGGAUUUUCAUUGCUGAUAUUAUUUAUCACUUAUUUGACCAAUUCAAAGCAUAUAUUGAUGGUCUGAAAGAGGAGAGGAAGAAGGAAGCAGCUGAUGAAGCAGUCUUCCCUUGUGUUCUGAAGAUUUUACCUAACUGCAUUUUCAACAAGAAGGAUCCCAUUGUCUUGGGGGUUGAUGUCCUUGAAGGCAUUGCAAGGGUUGGCACUCCAAUUUGUAUUCCUCAAAGGGAAUUCAUUGACAUUGGCCGACUUGCUUCAAUCGAAAAUAACCAUAGACCUGUUGAAGUUGCCAAGAAAGGCCAGAAGGUGGCCAUUAAGAUUGUUGGAUCCAAUCCUGAGGAGCAGCAGAAAAUGUAUGGGAGGCAUUUUGAGCUUGAGGAUGAGCUUGUUAGUCACAUUUCGAGGAGGUCAAUUGAUGUUCUCAAAGCUAAUUAUAGGGAUGAUCUGACCCUUGAGGAGUGGAGGUUGGUUCAGAGACUGAAGAUUCUUUUCAAAAUACCAUGAGCAUGAUAUGAAUCGACUUGAGCAGUUGCCUUCUAAGCAGUACUUCCAAGGGGUGGUCGGUUGUAAAUUUCUGACAUUUGGCUUGAGAGAAGAAGUUCAAUAUCGAAAUACCAUGCCAAUCAAAUUUUAAGGUCGAUUUUUCACUUUGGGGGGGAAGUUCUCACGUAAAGUUUUGAACAAGGAAUCGCUUCAUUAAGUGCACUGCUGGGAAUGGUCAUUGUCCCUUGUAAGCUGUCACUGCAGUGGUGUACGAGUGUUGUAUCUUCCAGCACUCAAUGGUUCAAAGCAGAGGGUAAAAUAUGUUGAAAUGUCCACGACUUACCUGCUGCUUUCUUUGUUAAAGAAAUUUUGUCUUAAUACCAAUGAGAUGAGAAAUAAGGCAAACAAACAUUCAUUUGUUGUAGCUGUUUUCAGUCACAGCAUAUAAAAUGAUUGCAUCAGAAAUGUUUACCCUCUUCUUCUAAGA